CUCUGCAAGAAGCCAGGUGAAGAAAGGGCCAGUAGCUAUGUGGCAUGCUGUCCCAUAUACUGCAGCAGUUUGCGUGGAAUCCGUAGGAUUGUGGGUAGCGGGACUGAGAUCAGGAUAAAUAAGGGGCAUACUGCACCGAGCAGCACUGCAGGACAGAGAAGAUCAGCAGUGAUGAGCCUGUAUGAGAAUAAACAUGGGGAUGGACAAUGCCCGCAGGACGAUGAGGAGACAUACACAAAUGUGUACACACUUAGAAGGUCAUCGACCGAGGAUACUGAAGCAUCAGAAACAUUUAAGAUCUGCAAAUAUGGUUCCUGCAGUUGGAAGAAGUGGUCUGUGCAUGGUACAGUGGCUUUUCUUGGGGUUAUGUGCCUGCUCUGGAUAAUCCUGAUGAGCACUAUAUGUGCAUUAUACUUGGCUAUCUUGGGAAAUCUGGAGGAAAUGAAGCAGAGUAACAGAGAGGCCAACUUGAAAUUGUCACAAGUGAAAGAAAGUAUUGAGGAAGCUCAAGAACAGCUUAUGGGCAAAAUAAAUGAACUCAACAACAUCGUGAGAUCAGGAUGUCCUCCAGGAUGGCAAGCAAUAGGUUUCCAAUGUUACUAUAUAUCAGCAGUUACUAUGUCAUGGCAGGAGGCUGCGCAGUACUGCACCAAGCAGCAAUCCAAACUUCUAAUUCUACAAAACAAAGAAGAAAUGGAUGCCUUGCAGCCAUUCAUUGGUGGGGAGACAUUUUGGAUUGGCUUGAAGUUAUUGUCUAACACUUGGAAAUGGGUUGAUGGUUCAGAUCUUGCUUUCAGCAACUGGAGCCCUGCAGAGCCCAAUAACAUUAGCCUUAUGGAACAUUGUGUGGAGAUGAAAUUAGGUGGAUGGAAUGAUGUGGGCUGUGCAAAGAAGAAUAAAUUCAUCUGUAAGCGAGAGUGAAUCUGUGGUGUAUGGACACACCUUCCCCAUCUCCAUGGCGACACAGGACGCAAUUAUUGUACCAGCUGUUCUGAUAUGACAGAACCAUUUGUAUCACUGACAGAAACUAUUAGGUAUCCAUACCAUAAUGUAGUGUAUAGAGGAUAUAUCACAUUUAAACUGAUUAUUACAAUGCUCAGAAAUAAAGUACUAGUAAAUAAAGAGUUCAGAAUAAUGCA
Molecule: messenger RNA, 1139 nt
Organism: Pseudophryne corroboree (corroboree frog)
Lineage: Eukaryota; Metazoa; Chordata; Amphibia; Anura; Myobatrachidae
Product: CD209 antigen-like protein C
Exons: 9
Coding region: 172-921 (249 amino acids)
Molecular function (GO): signaling receptor activity
Source: RefSeq, a predicted model, not a curated record